This is a messenger RNA of Helicoverpa armigera (cotton bollworm), 3721 nucleotides long. RefSeq names its product transient receptor potential channel pyrexia. Bases 143 to 3700 code for a protein of 1185 amino acids. The transcript has 11 exons. NCBI's taxonomy places the organism in Eukaryota, Metazoa, Arthropoda, Insecta, Lepidoptera, Noctuidae. Gene Ontology annotation, cellular component: membrane. The record is from RefSeq and is a predicted model, not a curated record. Gene Ontology annotation, molecular function: protein binding; monoatomic ion channel activity. Gene Ontology annotation, biological process: monoatomic ion transport; transmembrane transport.
CCUGUCUAAUCAUUAUUAAGUCUACUUGCCGAUAUUUGAAAAGGAAAUUGAUAAGGUCUAGCCAUUGGCUCAGACUUAGUGCGGUGACGAACUAGAGUGUGCUGUGCUUGUGUUGUGUCAAAAAUGUUUUUGGAGUGCAACAAUGCAACGUAACAAAGACAUAGAACGAGGGCAGGAUGAAGCCACCCAUCCGUUGCUUAACCCGGCUGAGCGGGGCGAUUUGCGAAUCAGGAUGCAGAGGCCAAAACAAUUGGGACUGGUGGUUGGGCAGGGUGAUCCAAGCCGCCCGCCAUUAACAAAACUCCAGAUGCCCGACCUGACUCCAUCAUCAGUCAGUUCCACGGUGGCCAGCACCCCAAUCCUGGACUCUGCAGCCAACAUGUCCAAACCCUGGAGAAGAGGAGAUCGGCGACUGCAGAGGCUGAACACAGAACUGCUAGAAGCCAUUGAGAGUCAUGACCUUGAGGAGGUGGAAAAGUUGCUCAACGCCGGUGCAAGUCCGAACGCAACAUGUCGUCUGGGCCACGUCUCCGCCUGCCACACUGCUGCCCUCAUAGGGGGAGAUACCUUGAGCCUGCUCAUCAAGUUCGGAGCCGAGAAGCUGAGGAUAGACAAGCUUGGCAGAACUCCCCUCCAUUUGGCGGCCUGGGCUGGCAAUGCGAGACAAGUUGCUGUGUUGUUGGACUUUCCUGAAGAUAUUCAGGAGAGAGUUGGCACGGAGAGCAUGUCUUCAGAAACGGAGGAGGAUGUCAGAAAACUAUGUCCUCUCAUCAAGGAGCUGACGAAUGUCCGCUGUGAUCUUGGCGAGGUCGCCAUGACCCUGCCUAAACCUUGGAAGGACAAUAUUGACCAUGAAUGCCGUGAUAUCGUUGGAAGUAUGCCGCUAUUCCAACCUGGUUGGACUCCACUGCACGUGGCGACCUCGUGCGCUCGGAAGCAUUGUACCAGGUUACUGCUGGCUGCUGGAGCGGAUCCUAACAUCACAGAUGUUGAGGGCCGAACGCCACUAGAUGUCGCUGGCUACGCUUAUUAUUACGACCAAGAUGUUAAUGAGAAACACCUGGUCGAAGUAAUAAAGAUGCUUCUGCGAGCUGGUGGUCAUUUCAACACUAUGAAGAACAGUCAGCUGGAUAACCUGGAUACACCACUCCACACUGCUGUGGAAAUCGAGAGCUUGGAUGCCAUUCAGGAACUCCUCGACGCUGGAGCAGCUGUCACCUGCUUGAAUAGGGCAGGACUUACUCCUCUUCAUGUGUGCGUCAAGAAAAACCUUGAAGAACAUUUGCAGCUUUUAGCUAACUACGACUACAUGAACGCGAAUCCUCUGUUAGCAAUAGUAGAUGUCAAGGACAAGGAAGGUCAUUCAGUUCUGCAAGCUGCCGUUGAAGCUGCCUGGGUCCCUGGUGUGUGCAUCGCCUUGGAAGCUGGUGCUGAUGUCACUUCUAAGGCCAAUGAUGGAGAAACUCCCAUUCAUUCAGCAGCAGCAUUAGGAAACUUGGAUGUCCUUAAUGAAAUCCUCAGCAUAGCCAAACAGAGAGAUGCCUUAGACUAUCAGAACGAAGAAGGAGAAACCGCUCUAUUCAAAGCCAUCAUUCACGGUCACUUAAACUGUGUCAAACAAAUUCUCAACGAAGGAGCCAAUAUGAAAAUAACUCUUCCAGGAGACGUGAAUAUAUUACAUGUAGCUGCUGACUAUGGACAUCUAGAAGUACUGAGAAUCCUUCUAGAGUUUAAUGAAACCGUGACCAAUGCUUUAAUCAACUCACUGACAGCUGCCGAUCGAAGAGGCUUUGGUCCUAUACAUUUUGCAGUAUAUAACAACCACGGUGCCUGUGUCGAAUUAUUAUUAUCAAAAAUGGCCGACAUUAGAUUAAGAACAACAUGCAGCCCUCACAAAUCUUCAACACCAUUGCAUUUGGCUGCCGUCAAAAAUCACGUAGACAUAGUGAAGAUUUUGCUCAAAUUCGAUAAAACUACUGUUCAUGAAGUAAAUAGCAUGGGCUGGUUUCCAUUACAUACUGCCAGUCACCAUGGAUGCAGGGAUGUCAUUACUCUCUUGUUGCGAGAAGGAGCAGACUUGUCAGGAUACACCGAUGGACCGAAGAAAUAUAGAAGAACUGCUAUAGACAUGAUUAUUAACAAUCUGUCGAAGCCCACAGAGUUUAUGGAAGAUGUAUUUGAUUCGUACAUUUCAAGUAAUGGUCAAGAUUUGCAGGAUCAUACCUGUCAAGUUACUGUGGAUUAUGGAAUUUUGAUGCCAACUGUUUGUGAGAUGGAACAAAUGAAAGUUAUAGAAGCUCUCCUAAAAACUGGGAACAGAUAUGGACAGAGAAAAUUACUCGUCCAUCCGUUAGUGGAAAGUUUCCUAUUCUUAAAAUGGAAGGCUUUGUUGCCAUUUUUCUAUACAAUCAUAGGUUUAUACGCAAUAUUCUUGUCUUCUUUGACAACUUUCAUCGUGUCAGUAUUUUUCUUCAGAGAUACGAAGGAAGAGACGCCGGCGUGGCUUGAUCCGGCGGUAUGGAGUUACGUAGUUUAUGCUACUAUCGCUUUGAUACUUAUACAGGAACUCCUGUACAUGAACGUGAAAAGCAGUAGAUACUUCUUACAAUUAGAAACCUGGGUCAAGUUUGGAUCACUUGGCUUCGCAGUCAUUCUUCCUUACACCGUGGUGGUGGUGAACCUCAAUGAUGAUGAGUGGCCAAGACAUGUGGCUACCGUGGCCUUGCUUCUGUCCUGGCUGGAGAUGAUGUUCUUGCUGUCCAGGUUUCCCAACUGGGGGUACUAUGUCCUGAUGUUUGGGAAAGUCGCUUCUAACGUUGUGAAGAUUCUCCUAACAUUCAUGUUCCUCGUGAUAGGCUUUUCCCUCAGCUUCAUGAUACAGUUCCGUUCACAAAUGCCCUUCGACGGUCCCUGGGCUGCUCUUGUGAAGACCAUCGUCAUGAUGACGUCAGAGUUCGACUACGUCUCUUUAUUUGAUGAAGAGCAUUCCAAAGAACUGGCCACAUCCCUCAUCAUAGUCAGAAUUAUCUUCCUCAUCUUUCUCAUCCUAGCAGCUAUAGUACUCAUGAAUCUUCUAGUCGGUGUAGCGGUUAAUGACAUCAAUGAUUUAGAAGUCCUAGGCAACAUAAGAAGGUUGGUGAAACAAGUGGAAUUUUUGGGGACAUUAGACACUUUGGUUUAUAACAGAAUAUUCAAUGCGAUAUUACCUAAAAGGUUGAACACUAGUUUGAAGAAUAAACGCAAUGUCCUUAGCGUAAUGACCCUGAGGCCUGGGAAGCCAAGGUGGAGACACUCUAGAGCUCUUCCCUCAAGGAUAAAAGACGCAAUUUUCACGAAAGCGCAGAUGCAACAGAAACAAAUUGAAGACGAAAUGGGUCUCCAAGCUUUCAAAACUAAAUUAAACGAUAUGCAUGAAGCUAUCAUGAAAAUAAAUAAAGAGAAGGAAGAAAAACACGAGCCUGAAGGACCGAAAGUGCCAGAAAUUGAUUUGCCUAAGUCCAAGACUAAGUAUGAUGAAGUUGCAGCUCAGUUGCAUGAAAUAGAUGAUGCUGUGAUAGAAAUAAAGCAACAGAAUAAAUGUUAUGAAGAGGAAUCGAAGACUGCUAUAGAAGAGUUGAAUGUUAAGAUAGAUCAGGUUGCAGUGGAAUUAGAAAUGAUAAAGCAGUUUUUGGCGAGAUUAGAACGUAAGCUUGGCAGAUGAGAAUAAAGUUUAUAAUAGAAA